AUGGAUGUGUCGAGUCUGAAAGAUUUUAAGAAACUCAGGAUUUGCUAUUUGCAUUUUGCUGAGGAUGAUUAUAAAUUGGGAUAUGCACAGCGAAAAUUAAAAGAUAACGUUGUUCCAUCGUUGAAUUUAAAUGGAUAUUCUGAAGAAAAUCCAAGUAUAAAUGCAUCAGUGCAUGAUGUGGCAUUAAAUAUACAUACACAACACAAUAUUAUGGAAGAUGUACAUGAGGAAAGGAAUGAUGAUGUCCUUACAGAAAAUAAGAAUAUCUCUUAUGAAGCUGGCCCUAGCAUAAGUUCUACACCCAAACGUAAGAGGCUUCGGUUAUUACAGAAUAAUGAUUCUGAAAUCGAUUUAACACUGAAGGCUGCGCGGCUGUAUAACAUAGCGACACAAAUUCGAAGAAAGCAGCUAAAUGUAUCCAAAACAUUAAUUGGGUACAGAAAAAGGUUAAGAGAAGCUCAGAAGUGUACUGAAAAUACAGUAUUGUUAAAGCUUAUGUCUACUCUUUCUAAACCUCAACAGCUAUUUCUUAGCAUGCAAUUUCGCAAUUCUGAAUAUAAACCUCAAGGAAGAAGAUUUACAAUGAAAGAAAAAGUUCUUGCGUUGGCAUUAUACAAGCAGUCUGGAAGGUGUUACAGACUAUUAGAAAGUAUAUUUCACCUUCCGUCUGCAAGAUCAUUGAGGCAGAUCUUAAACAGAAUUAAUGUCAAUACAGGGUGCAAUCAAUUCAUAUGUCGACAACUGCAGGAAAAAGGUACAACAAUGAGCAGCAUAGAUAAAGUGUGUUGUGUAAUGUUUGAUGAGAUGGCAAUACAACCCCACGUUGAAUACGAUCCAGUAUCGGACUGUAUCGUGGGGUUUGAAGAUUAUCAGACUAUAAGAACGAUGAAAUACGCAGAUCAUGCGUUGGUAUUUAUGAUUCGAGGUAUACAUACCGGGUGGAAGUUCCCUGUUGCAUAUUAUUUUACGGAAAAUCAGGCAAGUACCGCACAUUUAGUACAAUGUAUUACAGAAAUAAUACAGUCUGUAGUGGAUAGUGGUUUCUUGCCUGUUGCGCUUAUAUGCGAUCAGGGAAAAACAAACGUGGCUGCAAUUAACCAAUUAAAAGCAGACACAAGGAUAAAUAUGCAGGACAAAGUAGAAUAUAGUAACACUAUCUACCUUGCUGGAGUUGAAAUUUGUCCGCUAUACGAUCCAUCUCACCUGAUGAAGGGGAUCAGAAAUAAUCUAUUAAAUAAAGAUAUAGAAUUAGUUUUUAAGAAGGAAAUGAACGGCGCUUUGCGCAAUGGAGAAUUAUUGAAUUGGCAUAUAAAAUGGAUAUCUAUUCAAAAUCUAUAUGUCGAUUGA
Messenger RNA from Osmia bicornis bicornis, 1347 nucleotides. RefSeq lists its product as uncharacterized. Bases 1 to 1347 code for a protein of 448 amino acids. The record is from RefSeq and is a predicted model, not a curated record. The transcript is spliced from 4 exons. Lineage: Eukaryota; Metazoa; Arthropoda; Insecta; Hymenoptera; Megachilidae.